Messenger RNA from Paramecium tetraurelia, 709 nucleotides. RefSeq lists its product as uncharacterized. Gene Ontology annotation, molecular function: structural constituent of ribosome; RNA binding. The record is from RefSeq and is a predicted model, not a curated record. Gene Ontology annotation, cellular component: cytosolic large ribosomal subunit; ribosome. NCBI's taxonomy places the organism in Eukaryota, Ciliophora, Oligohymenophorea, Peniculida, Parameciidae. Gene Ontology annotation, biological process: translation. The transcript is spliced from 3 exons.
UAUAUUUAUUUUUUAAAUUUUUUCUAAAAAUGAAGCACAAUUAACAACUCCCUAAUGCCCAUUUAAGAAAACACUGGACAAGAUUCGUAAAGACAUUUUACAAUCAACCAGCUGCCAAGAGAAGAAGAUAAUAAAGAAGAUAAGCUAAUGCAUUAAGAGCUUCUCCAAGACCAGUUGAAUUACUUAGACCAGUCGUAAGAGGAUAAACAAUCAAAUACAAUGGAGUAUAGAAAUUGGGAAGAGGAUUCUCAUUGAUUGAAUUGAAGGAAGCAGGUCUUAAUGCUUAAUUCGCCAGAACCGUAGGAAUUGCAGUUGAUCACAGAAGAAGAAACAAUAACUAAGAAGAAUUGGCAGUUAAUGUUAAGAGAAUCAAGGCUUAUUUAUCUAAAUUAGUCUUAUUCCCAAGAGUGGCUGGCAAACCAAAGAAUGGAGUUGUUAAAGACUCAGGAAAUGAUGUUGUAGCAUAACCAGUGACAUAAAAUACUAAUCCAGAAGUAAUCACAUUCUAAAGAACUCCAAAGAGAGAGAAAGCCACAGUAAUCUCAAAAGAAUUAAGAGCUAAGAGUGUUUACAGAAGAUUAAGAUAAGAUUGGUAUAAUGCUAAAUUCGUGGGAGUCAAGGAAAAGAGAAAGCAAGCUAAAGAAACCAAGAAAUGAGUAGAGAUAAUAAAGUGUACAUUUACAAUAAAAUAUUUAAAAUAAUCAAUUAA